AUGGCUGGUGUCAUCAACUGCACCCCAACCUCUCGUCGUGACUACUGCGAAACUGAAAGGGAUUGCCCGAUUUCUUCGAAGUGCAUUGAGGGAGAAUGCAAGAAUGUAUUCGGUUUCGACAAUGUCGGAAAUCGCAAUUCAAUGUUCGUGUGUGCUCUAGCGUGUCCUCCAGGCCACUAUUGUACCCACUAUACCAAUGGCUGUGUCCCAUUCUAG
Caenorhabditis remanei is the source of this 216-nucleotide messenger RNA. RefSeq lists its product as uncharacterized. Lineage: Eukaryota; Metazoa; Nematoda; Chromadorea; Rhabditida; Rhabditidae. The transcript has a single exon. The record is from RefSeq and is a predicted model, not a curated record. The coding region runs from base 1 to 216 and encodes 71 amino acids.